Chilo suppressalis (striped riceborer) is the source of this 672-nucleotide messenger RNA. The record is from the annotation of a GenBank genome assembly. NCBI's taxonomy places the organism in Eukaryota, Metazoa, Arthropoda, Insecta, Lepidoptera, Crambidae.
AUGUGUUGUUGUGCCGAGUUUAUAAUUAAAUAUGUUUUAUUCUUCGCCAAUUUUGUGUUCUCGCUCGCGGGCCUGGCUCUCAUCGGUGUCGGCAUCGCAGUGCUAGUCCAGAUAUCGGGGAUAGACGCUCUCCCCAGCGGACUCAACGCCAUCCCCAUCUCGGUGAUAGUCCUCGGCUCCAUCAUCUUCUGCAUCGCGUUCUUCGGCUGCUGCGGAGCCAUUAGGGAGUCCCAAUGUCUACUAACCAUGUAUUUCAUCUGCAUGGCGAUCCUGGCGGCUGGCAAGAUAUAUCUGGCUACAGUGAUCUUCAAUGGACUGCGGACUCUCGACAGCAUCGUUACUGGAUGGGUGAACGGUGCGUUUGACCAAUCUGGACGACCAGGCUUCCGAAUCCUUGAAGUCGCCUUCCGUUGCUGCGGUAAUACUGGGCCGGGCGCGUACGCACCAGACGUGCUUGUGCCGUCGAGUUGCUGCCCCGACCCGGCGGCAGAUUCGGAUACCUGCCCCGUCGACGACGCCUUCGAGAGAGGCUGCACUCAGGCGGUGUCCGAAUACUUCGAGACAUUCGGGGAAGCUAUCGGAGGGGUGCUCAUCACCGUCAUCAUCAUUGAGUUGGUAGCGAUGCUGUUCGGCAUGUUCUUGUGUUGGUCUGUUAGAAGCAACCGGCGAUAG